Prorocentrum cordatum is the source of this 1565-nucleotide messenger RNA. NCBI's taxonomy places the organism in Eukaryota, Dinophyceae, Prorocentrales, Prorocentraceae. The record is from the annotation of a GenBank genome assembly.
CCCGCGAGGCCACGUGUUGCCGCCCGCGCCCGGCUCCCGUCUGGCCCCCCUUUUGGGAGGCAGCGGCGUGCGACAUGCCCGCGCCGCCAGCGGCGCGGGGCGGAGGGCGGGGACGUGGCCCAGGACGGGGCGGGCCCCCGGCGCUGUCGAACAAGCAGAAGGCCGCUCCCAUCGAAGAAGACGCGGCCCUCGCACGAGUACGAGCGCAGCCUGGCCCAGCGAGCCUAUGGGGACGACAGCGCCAAGGAGGCCCGGGAGGCAGAGCGCCAGCGCGAGGCGGAGGAGCGGCAGAGGGCGAGGGAGGCGGGCCUGAAAGCGGACCUGGGCUCCUCUCGGCGUACUGGGAGAAGGUGGCGGAGGUCGGCAGCCUCGCGGGGAGCCGCGGCGGGGGCGGCAAGGGGCAGGCGGCGCAGCAGCAGCAGCAGGCCAGCUGGGGAAGCAGCAGCGGAUGCUGGGCGGCCAGAGCUCGUGGUCCACCGGCAGCGCCGCCGCCUGGGACCAGUGGAGCCAGUGGGAGCCGGCGGGCGCGGGCCAGCAGGGCGGCGCGGAGCCCUGGAGGGGGGCGGCCGUCGCACGGCCAGCAGCGACUGGAAGGGGACGGCCGCCGUUGGCUGGGGCGAGCAGGGGCAGCCGGACAGCGGCGGCGCGGCUGGGAGCCGUUGGCCGGCGGGUGGGGACACCGGCGGCGCCCGAGACUUCGGCCAGGAGGAGAGAAGGCCCGCCGCGCCGCGGCCCGGCAGGCGGAGGCGGAGGAGCGGCGCAGGGCCAGGGGCGUGGACGGCGAGUCUGGCUGGGCCUACCAGCAAGCGGCGCCAGUCGCGGUGCCCUGGGAGUCGGGCAGCGAUGAUUGCCGCGCGUUUUCUGGGCCUUUUGCCGAGCGGUCGGACGGCGAGAACACCGUCUCGCCGACGUUCUUCGCCGAGCAAACGCAGGGCGACGAGCGGGCGCCAGACGGCGCGCAGACCGACAACUUCGAGGAGGUGUGGACCGAGGGCGGCGUCGAGCAGCGCGAGGAGACGCGACCCAUCACGCUGGAUGGGGACACCCGCAAGCCCGAGGACAAGGGCCUCGACGACAAGAUGCUCGAGGACAAGAAGGUCAGGCAGAGGACCACCCUGGCGCGGCUGCGCUACGAGCUGGCCUUCGAGCAGGACAAGCAGCUCCACCUGCAGAAGGUCGGCCGCAAGAGCUACAACGCCGAGGACAAGGUCAAGUUGACUUGGACCACGGCCGACAGCGGCAACCGCAUCACGGAUGCGGGUCUGAAGAGGCUGCUCGGCGUGGUGCGGUACAGCAAGGUGCGCUGCUCGCGCCUGGCGGUGUGCGACAACGCGCUGUCCGACCCGCACGCCUUGGUGGAGCUGCUCCUGGACCAAACCUGCGGGCUGGUCCAGGGGGCCGACCUCGAGCUCUCGCUCACGGCGUCGGGGCUCUCCAACGAGGUGUUCUGGCGCAUGUGCGAGGCCUGCUGCAAGGGUCGGCCGCGGCCGCCGCUGAGGCUCCGCCUCGGCGGCGGCACGUGGGAGGACUUCGCCCCUGUCGUCCCUGAAGAAGGAAAGACGUAG